AUGAAGCUCUACGUGAAUGUGCUCGAGGCUAGGAAGUUGAAGCAUGAGAAACUAGGAGCUAAUCCGAUUGAUGCGUAUGUGAAGUUAAGGACGAGGAAGCAUAGGAGUAAGACUGGUGUCAUAAGAGGGAAGACGAAUCCAGUGUGGAAUGAAGAACUCGUGUUGAGGAUCGAUGAUUUGAAGGAGGAACUUCAGGUGAUCCUUGUGGUUCGAAGUUCCGGAGCACGUGAGAGUGAAGCCUUGGGGCAGGCCGUGGUUCCUGUUUGGAUGGUUGCUGAAGCAGAGAACCAGACGCUACCAACAACGUGGUUUCCUCUGCAACCACUUUCGACUUCAACCCAGACGCAUAUUUGUGGUAACGAUCUGCAAUGGGAGAUUCUUAUAGCUAUUUCUCUUUAUAGUAGAAGCAAUAGCGACUCUACCCUUUCUAGUAGUCCUGUGCCUUCAGAUGCGGACAGCAGAGAAGUUGUCUGCUUUGAGAGUCCUGGUAGAUCUCCAUAUGAGAAUACGGAUUCUGUAUCAGAGGAAGCAUCAUCCGGGGCAGAAGAAAAGAAACCAAUCAAAAGAUUCACGGGUAAAUUGGUGCGAAGGAUUUUAAAUAAAAAUAAAGAAGUAAAGUCAAAUUCAGCUGGGACGGCUAUUCUGCAGUCUGAUGAAUCUUCUGACAAUGGUAGCGUCUCCGAAGAGCCACUUGCUAAUUUCAACUUUGAAAAAGCACUUCAAACAAUGCAGGAGACAAAUCAGGAAAAUGGAAUGCCUGAUAAUUUGCAAGGAGGCAUCCUUCUUGAUAAACAAUAUCUGACAUCUUGUGAAAAUCUCAAUGCAUUACUUUUUGCACCCAAUUCACAGUUGAUGAAGGAAUUAACAGAACUGCAGGGUACAACCAACCUGGAUGAAGGUGCUUGGAGACUGGAAUUUGGAGAAAAUGUGUGUUUAAAGAGGACAGUGACAUUCACAAAAGCAGCGACUAAGCUGGUAAGGGCUGUUAAGGUCACAGAAGUGCAAACUUAUCUCUGCGCUGGUGAAAACUCAUAUGCUGUUUUAAAAAGAGUUAGUGCACCUGAUGUUCCGUAUGGAAACUGUUUUGAUGUAUCCUUGCUCUACAAGAUAUUUCCUGGUGAACCACUACAUUCAGGCAAAGAAAGUUCUCAUCUUGUUAUAUCAUACAAUAUAAAUAUAUUGCGAAGUACAGUUCUUAAAGGGAUGAUUGAAGGGGGAGUUCGUCAAGGCCUUAGGGAAAACUAUGACCAGUUUGCAGAGUUACUGGCUCGGAAAGUAGAAGGGAUUGCUUCAGAGAGUCCUUUGUCAGAGAAAAAGCAGAUCUUGGCAUCAAUAAGUGAGAAAAAGCAAUCGAAUUGGAAACAGGCACUAUCUUACUUUUUAAACUUCACUGUGGUCUCUGCUUUAUCAGUUGGGCUAUACAUUGCAUUUCACAUAUUCCUAUCAGUGCAUUGUGGACGACAUGGGCUGGAAUUUUAUGGCUUAGAUUUGCCUGACUCAGUUGGAGAAGUAAUAACUACUGCGCUUCUGAUUCUUCAAUCACUGCGUGUUUACAAUAUGAUUUCACAUUUUAUGCAUGCCAAAUUGCAAAAAGGUAGUCACUUUGGAAAAGAAGUGCAUAAUGAUGGGUGGUUGCUUACUGUAGCUCUGAUUGAAGGUAGUGGCAUAGCAUCAGCCAGUGGAACUCGCUUUUCGGAUCCUUAUGUAACUUUUACAUGUAACAGUAAAAACCUUAGAAGCUCUGUCCAGCUUCAAUCACGUGAUCCUCAGUGGAAUGAAGUGGUGGAGUUUGAUACGCCAGAAGAGCCUCCAUCUCUUCUGGACAUGGAAGUCUUCGAUUUUGCUGGUCCGUGUGAGCAGGCUUUGUCCCUAGGCCAUGCAGAGAUCAAUUUGUUGAAACACACACCAUCAGAUCUAGAAGACUUAUGGAUUCCUCUUCAAGGAAAGUUAGCUCGGUUUUCUCAAUCUAAGCUGCAUUUAAGAAUAUUCUUGGAGACCACUAAAGCAGCUCAAAGCACUCGAAAGUACCUGAGGAAGGUGGAGAAUGAACUGGGGAGGAAGGUUCACCUUCAGCCUCCUCAUCGCAGUUCAACUUUUCAAAAGCUUUUCAAAUUGCCUCCAGAAGAAUUUCUUGUCAGCGAUUUCUCAUGCUGUCUGAAGAGGAAGAUGCUGUUGCAGGGUCGAGUUUUUGCAUCUGCUCGAGUAAUUGGCUUCUACGCAAAUAUUUUUGGGCACAAAUCCAAGUUUAUCUUCAUAUGGGAAGAAAUUUAUGACAUUCAAGUGACACCCCCUUCACUGGCAUCUGUCGGAAGCCCGUCUCUGGUGUUCAUCCUUCACGAAGGCAGAGGUCUUGAUGCCAUGAGGUAUUCCAAAUCACAAGAUGAGGAAGGCAGGCUGAAGUUCCACUUUCAACCAUUUGGGUCAUUUUCUGAUGCAAGCAGGACAGUCAUGGUGUUGUGGAAAGCAAAGACACUUGGUGCUAAACAACCAAGAAGAUGA
Molecule: messenger RNA, 2499 nt
Organism: Nymphaea colorata (pocket water lily)
Lineage: Eukaryota; Viridiplantae; Streptophyta; Magnoliopsida; Nymphaeales; Nymphaeaceae
Product: C2 and GRAM domain-containing protein At1g03370-like
Exons: 7
Coding region: 1-2499 (832 amino acids)
Source: RefSeq, a predicted model, not a curated record